AUGGAAGUAGCUUCCCCAACGAUGAGGAUCCUCCUCAAUCAUGAUGGAAGUAUGACGAAGGCUUUAGAAUCUCUAACUCUCCGGCCCAUAAAAAUAGAUCUUCUUUCAGAGACUGAAAUAGAAAACUCGCCUACUCCUUUUAUUGAAUCUCCAGCAGUAUUAAGAGAAACAUUACUUAUUUCUGGAGGAGAAAAACUUGUUCAUGCUGUUUCUUAUUGAAACAAAGAAAAAUAUCAGCAUUAUCUUUCAGAAAAUCCUGAAAUGCCAAUUGGAAAAAUUUUGAUAUCUCGAAGAAUAGAGCAAUUUCGAGAAAUAGUUUCAAUAGAAAAAUCAGUUCAAAGCGAAAGAAUUAUUAAUUUACUUGAUGCGAGAACUAAUGAGUUAUUUUCAAGAACUUAUGUUAUUUAUACGGAUGCAAAGCCCUUAUGUGUUAUCACUGAAACCUUUUCUGAUGAAAUUUCAAGGAUUUAA
Messenger RNA from Blepharisma stoltei, 471 nucleotides. NCBI's taxonomy places the organism in Eukaryota, Ciliophora, Heterotrichea, Heterotrichida, Blepharismidae. The record is from the annotation of a GenBank genome assembly.